GUCACUGACAUGGAGAGAUGCAGGUUCACUUGCCCUGCGUAGGGGCUUAUCUAGGGCUAAGCUAGGGGGACGGACAAAUAGCAAAGCCAGCCUCAACCCAGCCAGCCGGGCUAAGGGCACAGAAAGCCAUCUGUCCCUUCUCUGUGCAAUAACUGACAACAAAGGGGGUCAAACAUUUAACGAGGACUGUAAAACUAGGGGACUAUUCAUUCUGGAGUGACAAAGGAGAGAGGAAGAGGGACAAAUAUUUAUACUAAAACAGCAGGUGUGGCAUGCCGGCAAAGCGUUGUAUUCAUCUAUUGGUGUAGAGUGUUGUAUGAAGCUGAGUGUCUAGACCGUUGAUAAGUGUGAAUAUGUCUGACAAGGAAGGUGGGGCCUCAGAGGGGGGGCUGAAUGUUACCCUCACGUUGCGGCUUCUGAUGCAUGGGAAGGAAGUGGGCAGCAUAAUUGGAAAGAAAGGGGAAACCGUCAAAAAGAUGAGAGAGGAGAGUGGCGCUCGCAUCAACAUUUCAGAGGGAUCUUCUCCAGAGAGGAUUGUUACCAUCACAGGACCAACAGAGGGCAUCUUCAAAGCUUUCUCUAUGAUCGCUGAGAAGUUUGAGGAGGACAUUACAGCUGCAAUGACAAACAGCACGGUAACAAGCCAUCCUCCAGUGACACUCCGCCUUGUGUUCCCAGGGAGUCAGUGUGGCUCCUUGAUAGGCAAAGGAGGCUCCAAGAUCAAGGAGAUCAGAGAGACCACAGGUGCUCAGGUGCAGGUUGCAGGGGACAUGCUGCCAGAAUCCACUGAGAGAGCUGUCACUAUGUCAGGCACUCCUCAGGCCAUCACACAGUGUGUCAGACACAUCUGCUCUGUCAUUCUGGAAUCACCGCCCAAAGGAGCAACUAUCCCAUAUCGCCCCAAGACCAUGCCAGGAGCCGGCCAUCCAGUAUUUCAACAACAACAUCAACAACAACAACAUGCUUCACAAGCCUUCACAAUUCAAGGACAGUAUGCGUUUCCACAUCAAGAUUUGACCAAGCUUCACCAGUUGGCUAUGCAGCAUAUCCCCCUCCCUUCCCUUGGGCAAAGCAACCCUACCUUCCCUGGAAUGGAUGCCUCUGUCGCCACAAGUUCUCAGGAGCUGGCGAUACCCAACGACUUUAUUGGCAGCAUAAUUGGCAGACAAGGCAGCAAGAUCAAUGAGAUUCGCCAGGUGUCGGGAGCUCACAUCAAGAUAGCCAGUGCCACGGACGGAUCGCCCAUGCGCCAAGUCACAAUCAUAGGCUCUCCUACCAGCAUCAGUGUGGCACACUACCUCAUCAAUGUCAGCUUAGAGAUGGCUAAAUACACCAUGCAGGCUGCUUCCUCUGCGUCAUCUGUUGACCUCAACAAUAUGAGCUUCUCUCAGUCUGCUCCCACUGUCUCCACACCCACCUCUAUGGCUGUCAUGGCCACCACCACCCAAGUCCCUGGCAGCAUUAACAUGCACUCCCCCUCCACCUUACAGUCCAUCCCCACCCAGCACUAUGCCGUCCCCGUUUCCAGUCUGCUUGGCAUGAAAACGCUCCCUAUGCUGGCUAUGCACCCAGCAGCUGCCUCAGGGCUCCUGCAAGGUCUAUCCCCUUACACCACUAAGAUUCCUACUGCUGGCAUGAAAAAACCUGAGCGCCAGAAGUUUGCCCCAUAUUGACAUAUGGGAUAAGAAUUGAAUUCCCCUUCCAAAAACACGUUUGGGGUCAGUACUGUAUAACACUUGUUCCCUGUUGCAAAGCUUGAUUAAGAUAUAUUGACUGUAUGCAGAGGCCUCAUGCCCGUAGGGGGGACAGGGGCGUGUUCCCCCUCAGAUUUGUCUUGUUGAAAAAUAUGUUGUUGUUGUUUCUCUGUGAUACUACUAGCCACCUAGCAAUUUUAUGAAGUUGGCUUUAGGUAGCACAGAUAGGUUCCCAAUCUCCUACCCUCAUUACUAGCUACCAAGAAGCCAUUUCAGGAUGUAAAUAAAGUUAGAGUAGCUCGUUGGCCAUGUUUCCUGCUGGCAAGAUUGCUACACUUUAGAAAAGCAAGCAGUUGCUAAAUGUACUGAAUAAAACUCACAUGAAUUUAAAUAUUUUACCCAGACUUUAGCAGAGCAGCAGAAAAGCAUAUAAGAGGUAUGCUGAGAUAUUCAGAAAAAAAUAAACAUAUUUUUGGCAUAUAAUUAAGCAUAAUGAUUAUUCUCUAGAUUGCAGGAUAAAACUUUCAGCUGUUUGACACACACACACACACACGCACGCACACACACACACACACACACACACACACACACACACACAGUAGUGUAACAGUAUUGUUUGCAACUGUAACUAAAGCGAAAUACCUACUUGUGUGUCAGAACAUACACAACAAUACACAGGCAUUUCUCAAACUUACAGUAUGUGAUGCACAGAAACAGCGGAUCCUUCCAGCAGAACAGUUUUCUCAGAUAUGAUGUACUGUAUUUUGUUUUGAAUCGCUGUAAACAGUUGGCCAAUGAUGUGGUUAGGAAAAAGCCAGUUCCAAACCAGAAUUGACGUUGUACCAGCUGCAUUCUAUCGGUAGGGUAACUGUUAGACAACACUUUACUUGACACCCAAGUGUCAAGUAUUAUGACAUGGCCAUACCCAUGUCAUAACAGCUGACAUAAUGUGUCAUAACCUGUUAUAAUAUGGUCAUAACACUGUCAUGACCCAUAUAUUUACACCUCUUGUGACAUAUAUCGCGUUAUUUUAUGGCUGGUUAUGACACCUACAUCAGCGUGUCAAAACCCACAUUUAUUCAAAUGAGUUUUUUCACUGCCAAGACGUUUCUUUCUUAAAUCCUUUGUUGUUGUGGUAAUAUAUUUUUAUUACAGUCAUGCUUCUUUUUUAUCGUCAUUUUUCAAAAAUGAUCUCGUAGAAAAUGAAGUUUAUUGCACUGCCGUGAAGCAUGAUGACCUCCCUGUGACACUUUACGUGGACUAAGAAAAUACAAUUUAUGAAACUGUCACGAAGCAUCACGACCAUCAUAAUCAUACAAGCCAGAUCGGCCUAUCACGUACAUGCCCUGAUAUCAGUCAUCAAUCAAAAAGAGGGUGUCUUGUCCUGCUCCUGCAAUCUGAUCGUGCAUUCAUCCCAGUCAUCAGCAACGGAGCAUUGGGGUAGGUGCACGUCCGACAUCAAUGUGUGCGCAAUUCAAAUUCUAAUAAACAUGGUCCAUUUUUUAUAUUUUUUUUAUAUCACAUACAUAAACAUACUGUUGACACGUAGGCUAGGAUGUAAUGGAAUGUUUUGCCUUGUGUGGUAGCUUUUGAGUGUUUUGACACUCUUAUGUAGGUGUCAUAACCAGCCAUAUAAUAACGCAAUAUAUGUCACGACAGGUCUAAAUCUAUUAUAACAGGUUAUGACAAGUUAUGUCAGCUGUUAUGACAUGUUUAUGACAUGUUUAUGACCGCGAACGUGAACAUUUAUGACGCUGGUUGUCAAGUAAAGUUAUUACAGUGAAGUUUACUGUAACAACGGUUGUUCCGCUUGGUCAUGUUUUUUCCUCCUCCUCCAAUAGGCUCUCGUCAGUGGUUACAGACUUGGGUGCUCUGUAGUAUUGUUGCACAUGCAGUGCUGAUGGGAUUACUCUAAAGCCACGUUGGAUUCUUGUGGCUUUGAAUCUACACAAAAACCCUUGUAGAGUGGGACUGGCCUAACUAAUUCCUAUUGUUCUGUUUUUGCCACUUGGUUUUCUCACAACUGAAGUCAAAAUGAACAAACCUCUACAGUCCAAUUCAUAUUCCACUCUGCUCUCAAUAUCUGUGGUUGAUGCAGCACACUAUUGUAACCACUUUAUGUUUAUGCUCGUGUUUUUAAUUAGGUUCUACUCUUAGCUUUGUUGAUGAGCUCUUAUGAUUUGUUAUAUUUGUCCCAGACAUGAAAUUACUUUUAAAUAAAUCAAGCUUUUUACGAA
Oncorhynchus nerka (sockeye salmon) is the source of this 3931-nucleotide messenger RNA. Its product is annotated as poly(rC)-binding protein 3-like. Gene Ontology annotation, biological process: regulation of gene expression; regulation of RNA metabolic process. Gene Ontology annotation, molecular function: mRNA binding. Bases 354 to 1673 code for a protein of 439 amino acids. The transcript has 13 exons. Gene Ontology annotation, cellular component: nucleus; cytoplasm. NCBI's taxonomy places the organism in Eukaryota, Metazoa, Chordata, Actinopteri, Salmoniformes, Salmonidae. The record is from RefSeq and is a predicted model, not a curated record.